AUGACCGAGGAGGGCAAGUCAAAGGUUUGCACAGAUGCCAAGGUUGUUGUUGCCAAAAAGUAUACUGGCGAGUAUUAUGUUCGUGGUAUGAUGGGCGAUAGGAAAUCUUUUGCAAUCGAGCAUUCACAUGCUCGUCAGAAAAAACAUUCUGUGGAUGAGUUUUGUGUUGGUGAUGUCAUUGGGAGAGGUUCUUUUGCUGAGGUUUAUCAAUGCUGGAGGCCUGAUGACCCGGAAGUUGUAUACGCCAUGAAAAAAAUUCGCAAGGACCUGAUUAUACAACGCCAACAGUCUCUUAACAUUCACACUGAACGUGAUCUUCUUUCAGACGCCAAAUUACGUCAGAGACGAGCGGGUUGUCCGUGGAUUACGGAUCUUGUGGUGACAUUUCAGGAUCCAGAAUAUUUAUACAUAAUAACUGAAUAUUGCUCUGGGGGAGAUAUGAUAUCCUGGCUGAUUCGUCACGAUAUUUUUUCAGAGAAUACGGCAAAAUUUUAUAUAGCAGAGCUCGUUUUGGCUU
Trypanosoma cruzi is the source of this 517-nucleotide messenger RNA. RefSeq names its product serine/threonine protein kinase, putative. The record is from RefSeq and is a predicted model, not a curated record. Gene Ontology annotation, biological process: intracellular signal transduction; peptidyl-serine phosphorylation. Lineage: Eukaryota; Euglenozoa; Kinetoplastea; Trypanosomatida; Trypanosomatidae. Gene Ontology annotation, molecular function: ATP binding; protein serine/threonine kinase activity. The transcript has a single exon. The annotation marks the transcript as partial.